ACCGGGGAAAAGAGGAUCAGUGAAGUGUGCAGACUUUAAGGAUACCAACCUCUUCCUCAUAUAUUCAAGCAGUCAUGGUAUUCCUCCUCGUAUUCUUAACUGGGCUGCAUCUGGUUACCUUGGCCAUGCUCUUCAUCGCCACACUGGAGAAGUCCUGGUGGAUAUGGGCUGAUACAGAAAUCACAGAUCUCUGGUAUAACUGUUUCCAUGAUAAUGCCACAAAAGUGUGGUUGUGUGCUGCUACUCAUGAAAGUGACUGGCUGCAGUCUGUCCAGGCCCUCAUGGUCCUCUCUAUAGUCUUCUCUUCAGUCUCCUUCUUGGUUUUUCUGGGUCAGCUUUUCACAAUGUCCAGAGGAGCCCUCUUCUACUUCACAGGCCUCUGUCAGGCCUUUGCAGGUUUCGCAGACUUUGCUGCUUGCCUUAUCUUCACCUUCCAAAGAAAGGAGAUUUUAAAUGACUUCAGAGAUCUGAGCAAAGGACGUUUCGGCUACUGCUUUAUCCUGGCAUGGAUCUGUGUCCCUCUCCUUCUCAUAAGUGGAAUCCUGUAUGUUCACUUGCGCAAGAAGCAGUGAGCCAAAAAAUAAUAAGAUAAAAACCAAACCUUGGCGCAGAGUAGUGCUCUUACCACUUCCACUUAAUAGUGAGCCUGCUUAAGGAAAUGAUGAUUGAGAAAUAAAUACCUCUAAAUGAUACUAUUCACUCAUUAUUUGAUCCUGGUGACAUUUCUGCUUGUCAGCCACCUUGUUGUAAACACUGUAACUCAAAACCAGAUCAAGAAAACUGAAACUCACUGCA
Molecule: messenger RNA, 795 nt
Organism: Scomber japonicus (chub mackerel)
Lineage: Eukaryota; Metazoa; Chordata; Actinopteri; Scombriformes; Scombridae
Gene: emp3a
Product: epithelial membrane protein 3a
Exons: 5
Coding region: 75-572 (165 amino acids)
Cellular component (GO): plasma membrane
Source: RefSeq, a predicted model, not a curated record